Durio zibethinus is the source of this 2733-nucleotide messenger RNA. The record is from RefSeq and is a predicted model, not a curated record. NCBI's taxonomy places the organism in Eukaryota, Viridiplantae, Streptophyta, Magnoliopsida, Malvales, Malvaceae.
AUGGAUAUUCCUCGUUUUAUUGAUGUAAUGCUUCGUAAUGGUACUAUCACUUCUAUUUCUGUAACGGUUCCAUGGAUGCCACCAAAGUGCCAGCAUUGUAAGGUGUAUGGUCACAGCGAGAAGACAUGCCCGCAUAAGGCCUUGGUUGUAGAAACAAAAGUGUGGCUACCAAAGCGGAAGAAUGAUGGGAAAACAUCGAAUAACUCUGAAGUGGAAGUCAAAAAGAAGGUGGGAGACGAGAUUUCUCCUAAGAGGGUUCGGAGAGGAGUUGUAUCUACUAGGGAGUUGAAGCUGGCGGUAACAUCUGGAUCGACAAACAGAUUUGAAGUAUUGGAUAAGGUUGAUGAGGUUAAGGCCAAUGCUGAGACGAAUCAGAAUGAUACUGCUAGGCCAGAGUUGCAUGAGACAAUGUUAGAAGAGGUUGUAGUCAACUCACCAAGGAGGACUCGAGCAGCUUCAGCUGGGGUUGCGGAGUUAAUGAAGCAAUUGAAGAAUAAAAAGAGAGGACUUAAUGCUCCUCUGAAGCAAAAAGAGUUUAUAGUUAGGAUUAGAACAUUACAGGUAGAUAUUUCUUGUUUGUUGGAAACGAGAGUAAAACAGAAUAAUAUGAAGCAAGUAUUGAGUAAUCAUUUUGCUACUUGGUCGGUAUUCCAUAAUUAUUCAACAGCCUAUAAUGGGAGGAUUUGGUUCCUAUGGAAAUCAGAGUUGAAUGUGGAACUAGUUGCUGAUAAGGAUCAGAGUAUUACAUGUGGUGUACAGUAUGGUACUCAGAACGUUUAUGUGACUACCAUUUAUGGGUGUGAUAGUGAGAAAGACAGGAGGAGGCUUUGGACGCAUCUGCUCACACUCCAUAAUAGGAUUGCUGAUGGUGUAUGGAUUCUAGCUGGAGACUUCAAUAUUGUGGCCCACCCUUCAGAGAGCUCGGAUUUUAAUGGUUCCCAGGUUGCGAGCUUAAGUGUCAGAGAAUUCCAAAAUUGUAUGAAAAAGCUAGGGAAGAGGGAAGAGUUGGCAGCUGCACAAAUAGCUGCACUAACUCAACCUGCCAGAGGUGAUGCUAGAAGGGAGACAAAGCUUAUAUCGGAGCUCCAUGAAUUGUUGAAAGCUGAAAAAAGCUUAUUGAGGAAGAAGUCAAGGAUACAAUGGAGCAAAGAAGAAGACAUGAACACGGGGUCUUUUCACAGAAUGGUGGCAGCUAAGCAGAAGAAAAGCACAAUAAAGGUUUUGUAUGACGGUGAGGGAAACAGGCUGGAUACAUUUUCACAAAUUUCAGAGGAAGUUGUAGAGUUUUUUAAGCAAUUGUUAGGCACUGUAGAUGAUAUUACAAGAGAGGAAAUAAAUAAAGCUAUAUUUUCUCAGCACAGUGGCAAAGCAGUAGGGCCUGCUGGUUACAAUGCUCACUUUAUUAAGUUUGCAUGGAGCAUAGUAGGGGAGGAUGUUGCUAGAACCAUUGCAAAUUUCUUUCAAAAUGGAGAAUUGCUACUAGCUUUCAACUAUACUAUUAUUGCUUUGGUGCUGCCAACGCUGGUCAGCAAGAAUCGAAGUGCCUUCAUCAAAGGGAGGAGCAUCACAGAUAAUGUAUUACUGGCACAGGAACUGGUGAGAGGUUAUAGCAGAACAAUGCUUUCUUCAAGAUGCGCAUUAAAAAUAGAUUUAAAGAAAGCUUUUGAUUCUUUAAAUUGGGAUUUGCUGAUCAUAGUGCUUGAGGCUAUGAGGUUUCCAUGGAGAUUUAUCAACUGGGUUAAAAGUUGUAUCACCAUGCCAUUAUUCUCAUUGUCAAUUAAUGGAGGAUUGGUUGGGUAUUUUAAGGGAGCUAGAGGAGUAAGGCAAGAGGACCCUAUGUUACCCUCCUUAUUUGUUGUAGCAAUGAAUGUUGUCUUGAGGCUUUUGGAUACAGCAGCAGCUCAUAGAGUCUUUUCUUAUCACCCAAAGUGUAAGAAGAUCCAACUGACACGCUUGAGCUUUGCAGAUGACCUGCUAAUCUUCACAAAAUGGAACCUGAAGUCCAUACAGAAGGUACUAGAGCUAUUUUACUCAUUUUCAGACCUCCAGCUGAAUUUUACAAAGAGUGAGUUAUAUUGCACAGGAGUUUCAAGGGACAAGAUAGAUGAAAUACUGGUUGCAGCAAGGUUCAAGCAUGGUUCUCUUCCAGUUAGAUACCUAGGGGUACCACUGGUUACCCGCAGGCUUAGUGUUGGAGACUGUACGCCACUCGUUCAAAAGAUCACAGCGAGAAUUCAAUGUUGGGCAACAAGACACCUGGCUUAUGCUGGUCGGUUACAGUUAAUCCAGUCUGUUAUCUUCAGUCUCCAUAAUUACUGGUGUAGGCACUUUAUUUUGCCUAAACAGAUUCUUAAGAAGAUUACUCAGCUUUGCCUAAGGUUCUUCUGGAAAGGGCAAACCAGCAUAAUAAAGGGGGCUCAAGUCAUUUGGCAAGUAAUUUGUAGGCCCAAGUCUAAGGGAGGGCUUGAAUUAAAAGACAUAGAGGUAUGGCAUCAAGUUUGUGUGCUAAGACGUCUUUGGUCUAUAUUUACACAGGCUGGCUCUCUAUGGAUAGCAUGGAUUCAGAGUUAUGUGCUAAAAGGGAGAAGCAUAUGGGAGAUUCCAAUCUCCCAUAGCUGCAGUUGGGGAUUGAAAAAGAUGCUUAAGCUUAGAAGUAUUGCUUCCAAAUUCUUAACACACACAGAGAAUGGACUAAUAUGGAAAGUUCCUAACUACUCUACUGCCAGUGUGUGA